Messenger RNA from Chrysochloris asiatica (Cape golden mole), 1321 nucleotides. It is a transcript of the gene TSSK2, whose product is annotated as testis-specific serine kinase 2. The transcript has a single exon. The record is from RefSeq and is a predicted model, not a curated record. Gene Ontology annotation, biological process: cellular response to glucose starvation; intracellular signal transduction; protein phosphorylation. Gene Ontology annotation, molecular function: ATP binding; protein serine/threonine kinase activity. Lineage: Eukaryota; Metazoa; Chordata; Mammalia; Afrosoricida; Chrysochloridae. The coding region runs from base 111 to 1190 and encodes 359 amino acids.
AGCCCAGCCCACCCAGAGCACUCCCCACAGUGUAAAUGAGGACAAUGCCUGCUGGCCCACGUGGGGAGGGGACGUAGAGGGCAGCUGCGGCGCCAGCCGCUCCUGGCACCAUGGACGAUGCUGCGGUCCUAAGGAAGAAGGGUUACAUCGUGGGCAUCAACCUGGGCAAGGGCUCCUAUGCAAAAGUCAAAUCAGCCUACUCUGAGCGCCUUAAGUUCAAUGUGGCAGUCAAGAUCAUCGAUCGAAAGAAAACACCCACUGACUUCGUGGAGAGGUUCCUUCCCCGGGAGAUGGAUAUCCUGGCAACUGUUAACCACCGCUCCAUCAUCAAGACCUAUGAAAUCUUCGAGACUUCCGACGGGCGGAUCUAUAUUGUCAUGGAGCUUGGGGUCCAGGGUGACCUCCUUGAGUUUAUCAAAUGCCGGGGAGCCCUGCAUGAAGAUGUGGCACGCAAAAUGUUCCGCCAGCUCUCGUCAGCCGUCAAGUACUGCCAUGAUCUGGACGUCGUCCACCGGGACCUCAAGUGCGAGAACCUGCUCCUCGACAAGGACUUCAACAUCAAGCUGUCGGACUUCGGCUUUUCCAAGCGCUGCCUACGGGACGGAAGCGGCCGUAUCAUCCUCAGCAAGACCUUCUGUGGGUCGGCAGCAUAUGCGGCCCCUGAGGUGCUGCAGGGCAUCCCCUACCAACCCAAGGUGUAUGACAUCUGGAGCCUGGGCGUGAUCCUCUACAUCAUGGUAUGCGGCUCCAUGCCCUAUGACGACUCCGACAUCAAGAAGAUGCUACGCAUCCAGAAGGAACACCGUGUGGAUUUUCCUCGCUCCAAGAAUCUGACAAGUGAGUGCAAGGACCUCAUCUACCGCAUCCUGCAGCCAGAUGUCAACCGGCGCCUGCACAUCGAUGAGAUCCUUAGCCACACCUGGCUGCAGCCCCCCAAGCCCAAAGCCAUGUCUUCCAGUUCCUUCAAGAGGGAGGGAGAGGGUAAGUACCGGGCCGAGUGCAAACUGGACACCCGACCAGGCUCUCGGCCCGACCACCGACCUGACCACAAACUGGGAGCUAAAAACCAGCACCGGAUGCUGGUGGUGCCCGAGAAUGAGGACAGCAGGAUGGAGGACAGGCUGGCCGAGACCUCCAGAGCCAAAGACCAUUACCCCUCUGGAGCUGAGGUGGGGAAAGCAAGCAUCUAGCAGUGGUGAGGCCCCCAGGUGGCGUGGUGAGUGGUGGGCACGCACAUAAACUAAGUAGCCAGGUAGACGUUGAAGAAGGCACAGGUGCAAGAACAAGUAAAAUACGUCAAUUAAACCACUAUUUUGAUUAC